AUGCAACAGAGAAGUCAGAUGCUGUUAGAGAAGGCUACAAGCACUUGUAACAGUCAAAGUGUUGAUGAAGAUGGUGUUGAUAUGAAUAAACAUGAAGAUGAAGCUAUGAGAAGAAAAAUGGAGCUUGAAGCUGAAGAAAGGAAACUUGAAGAAACAUUGGAAUAUCAAAGAAGAAUUGAAGAUGAAGCCAAACAAAAACAUUUUGCAGUAGAACAAGAUAAAAGUAACUCAAGAGUACAAGUUUUUGAUGUUUUCAAGAAUCAAACAAAUGGACAUGUGGAAGAUACUUCUAGAAAGAUUAAAGCAAAAGAUGAUGAUGAAAAAAGAUUCCAAGCUGACAUGUCCAAAGUCGUCCGCCAAAGCAUUGAUGUGUUUCAUUCACACUAUGAAGGUGGUGAUCCGUUUGUGACAUGUGCAUUACAUAAUAUAUUUAAAGCUUUAAACACAACUUCUUUAGACUCAAAAUCUCAAGUUGUUUCCCCUACUGCUCUUAGAAUGGCUCUCAACAACUUCUAUCCACAAAGUAGCUUUAUUUCAGGAGAACUCCAUGUAGGUAAGAAUGGUGACUGGUCACAAUCUACAAAUAGCAAGAGUAAUUGCAUUGGAAUGUGGAAUUUUGGUGUCAAUUGCUGA
Lactuca saligna is the source of this 633-nucleotide messenger RNA. NCBI's taxonomy places the organism in Eukaryota, Viridiplantae, Streptophyta, Magnoliopsida, Asterales, Asteraceae. The record is from the annotation of a GenBank genome assembly.